GUUGUGGGCACGAGGCCAUCUCUGUGAGCUCAGUCCCUUAGUCUGUAAUUGGAACAGAGUGAUGUCCGAACUGUUCGAGGACCACUGACCUCUUUGAGAAUGUAUGAAAGUGAGGGGCUCCUUUUCUAGAAGAAAGCUGGGUGGAUGGAGCCAGAUGGGUGCUCGUUUCCGGGGUGGAAACAUAUGGUGUCUGCAGCUCCAAGAAGCCGCUCUUCUUCUGUGGACACGGCCUCAGGCCUGGCCACAGUUCGGGAAUCUGCCACCCCCCGCCCCAAAGGUGCCCUGAGGUUGCCAUGAGCAUGGCAGAAGCUGCUGUUGAUCCGAGCACAGGAGACAAUCUGGAGCAAACGAUCCUACAGAUACUGAGUGGAGCCGGCGGCUCUGUGAAGCUCCCCAAGCUGGUAAAGGAGUGCCAAGUGCCCAAGAAAACACUCAACCAAGUCCUUUACCGCCUAAAGAAGGAGGGAAAAGUUCACUCACCAGCCCCUGCCACAUGGUGUUUAGGCAGGGAUGCUCCUGGAGAUGAGGCUCCUGCAAUCCCUGAGGACCCCACUGCCCAGCCCACCCUCGAUGAAAGAAUCAUCAGAUUCCUGGAGACCAGCGGGCCUCACAGGGCCCUGCACAUCGCCAAGGCUCUGGGGAUGAAGACAGCCAAAGAGGUGAACCCACACCUGUACGCCAUGAGGAACAGGCACCUCCUGAGCUAUGAUGGGAACACAUGGAUGAUCUACGACUCAAGUCGGAGAGGUCAAGAGCUAGCUCAUCCUGGAGUGAAACAAGAGUCCACUGUGAAUAUUUACCAGCAGAAUCCGAUCAAUGUGAUCUGCCAACAAGGAGCCAACAAUCACAUCUCCAUCUCUGAGUCAGAAGCCAUCCAGAUCGGCCAUGGGAAUACCAUGCAAAGGCAGAUAGCCUGUGGUCAAAGCGGUCCCAGGCCCUACCAUCCUCUCUCGCUACCUGUGCCAGAGGGCCCCUCUUCUCAGGACACCCCAGCUGGCGCCUGGGGAGCUCAGCACAUCCAUGUGGAGAAAUCCUUGCUUAGACGUGUGCAGCUGGGCCACGGCAAUGAGAUGAGCCUCCCGAAGGAUGCGGUGGAACACAGUGCUUAUAGCUUUAGUGGCAGGCCUCCUGCAGUCUCAGCCACCUCUUUUGACCCGGGAACUUCAUUCAACAUGCAAUCACCUGAGCCAGGCGCUCACCCUGAUGCAAACACAGCCCAGAAAGUCCACAUCAAAUCCUGCUUGCUGGUGGAUGCCACCAUCGGCAACAGCAACAAGAUGACCAUCCACGAUGCUUCAGAGGGUGGAGGAGUGGAGUCUGAAGGCAGCAAAGAGCCGAAAGAAGACACAGACACAAGUUCUAAAGCCACACCAUGCAGAAGCUGCUCCAACACCCCCAGCAACUCCAUACUGCUCACUUCUGAGCUGGGAACUAUGACUCUGGGAGAUAGCGGCCCCCAGACCACAGAACCUGUGCUGAGGGAGGAUGGCGUCUGCGGUACAGGGAGCCGUCGGAUGCAGAAAUGAGGCAAGAGGGGAGAGAGGGC
This is a messenger RNA of Cricetulus griseus (Chinese hamster), 1546 nucleotides long. The record is from RefSeq and is a predicted model, not a curated record. Lineage: Eukaryota; Metazoa; Chordata; Mammalia; Rodentia; Cricetidae.